Molecule: messenger RNA, 1563 nt
Organism: Lolium perenne
Lineage: Eukaryota; Viridiplantae; Streptophyta; Magnoliopsida; Poales; Poaceae
Biological process (GO): transmembrane transport
Source: RefSeq, a predicted model, not a curated record
AACGGCGACGCGACCCAGUAGGAGUAGGAGCCCCCACCCUGGACGCCAUUGACGCCUCCGAACCAGAGGAGGCGAGGAACACAUGCUCUUCUCCUCUCCUCUCCUCGCUCAAGCCUAGCUGCAGUUGUUGCCAAGAGCACGGAGGCGGAAGCGCACCAGCGGCAGCCGCCAUUCCCGCCGAGCCCCCGCCGCGUUCUCGCCCCUGGGGGAUCGCGGGAUUGGGAGGCCAUGGAUACCUCUACUAGGGCGGCCAAGAUCCCCUCCCUCCACCAGCAGACGGAGAUCAACUGGGACAACCUCGACAUGACCAAGUUCUACGUGGUGGGGGCCGGCAUGUUCAGCUGCGUGACCGUUGCGCUGUACCCGGUCUCCGUGGUCAAGACCCGGAUGCAGGUCGCCUCCGGGGAGGCCAUGAGGAGCAACGCGCUGGCCACCUUCAAGAACAUCCUCAAGGCCGAUGGGGUGCCGGGCCUCUACCGGGGGUUCGGGACGGUCAUCACCGGGGCCAUCCCGGCCAGGAUCAUCUUCCUCAGCGCGCUCGAGAAGACAAAGGCCACCUCGCUCAGGCUCGUCAAGCCGCUCGAGCUGUCCGAGUCGACGGAGGCUGCCCUCGCUAACGGCCUUGGUGGUUUGACGGCGUCUCUCUGCUCGCAGGCGGUGUUCGUGCCAAUCGAUGUGGUUAGCCAGAAAUUGAUGGUUCAGGGAUAUUCUGGCCAUGUCAAUUAUACAGGUGGACUAGAUGUUGUUGAAAAGAUUAUGAAGGCUGAUGGACCUAGGGGAUUGUACAGGGGAUUUGGCCUGUCUGUUAUGACGUAUGCACCGUCUAGCGCUGUGUGGUGGGCCAGCUACGGAUUCAGCCAGCGUGUAAUUUGGAGUGCGCUUGGCCGUUUGAAUGACAAAGAAGAUACUCCUAGCCAGUUGAAAAUAGUCGGUGUUCAAGCUACAGGGGGGAUGAUUGCUGGUGCAGUGACCUCUUGUGUUUCAACCCCCCUUGAUACUAUCAAAACCAGGCUACAGGUUAAUCAAAACAAGCCAAAAGCCGGUGAAGUAGUUAGAAGAUUGAUUGCUGAAGAAGGAUGGAAAGGUUUCUACAGAGGGUUAGGUCCAAGGUUUUUCAGCUCAUCUGCCUGGGGUACAUCAAUGAUAGUAUGCUACGAAUACUUGAAGCGCGUGUGCGCUAAAGCUGAAGAGGCCUGAAAUCCUUAUGUGGUUUCUUCAAUGCUGGAAGUUUUUGGUAGCUGAAAUGCAACAAUGGUAUAAGAGUCUUAAAAAAAAACAAUGGUAUAAGAGGAUAUCAGUGACACCCAUCUGAAGGCUCUGUUUCUCGCUGACUUGAUAGCUAGACAGUGGUUCUUACAAACUUCGGUGCCCUGGAGGGUAUUUUGAAAAUUUUGAGGCUCGUAUUAUCUGCCUCUAGUGACAGAUAUGGAUUAGGCAGAAUAUUUUACAUGGACAUAUAAACUGAGAGAUCAGGUGUAUUCAAUUUCCAUUCUUUAAACUCGAAGUCUGGUUUGGGACCAGUUGUAAUGAAUGACACGGAGCAAGCUUCGCAUUUGCUCGUUA